This is a messenger RNA of Suncus etruscus (white-toothed pygmy shrew), 1245 nucleotides long. It is a transcript of the gene SAXO1, whose product is annotated as stabilizer of axonemal microtubules 1. Gene Ontology annotation, molecular function: microtubule binding. The coding region runs from base 16 to 1245 and encodes 409 amino acids. NCBI's taxonomy places the organism in Eukaryota, Metazoa, Chordata, Mammalia, Eulipotyphla, Soricidae. Gene Ontology annotation, biological process: microtubule anchoring. Gene Ontology annotation, cellular component: ciliary basal body; sperm flagellum; centriole. The record is from RefSeq and is a predicted model, not a curated record. The transcript is spliced from 3 exons.
AAAGGGGCCAUACCAAUGGAAGGCCUGACCACAUCAAGGAGAGAUUUUGGGCCUCACAAAGUAUUACCUGUGAAGUUUCAGCAGCCCAAUCCCUUCAUCCCAAGUGAAGAGAAUAUGGACCUGCUCACGACAUAUAGACAAGAUUACAACCCUUACCUUGUCAAUCGAGUGGAUCCCAUCAAACCUCGGGACAAUAAAUAUCCAUGUGUUGACAAGAUGGAGAAUCUGCCUACUUAUAAAGCUGAUUAUAUACCCUGGAACCAACCAAGACGAGAAUUGCUUCGACCAGAAUACCAUUAUCGGCCAUCAUCAACUAAGUUUGAUAACAGAACUUUACAUCAGGAUGAGUACUCCAUGAAGGGUCUGGUAAAUACUGUGAGCUUCAAGCCUCCUCCUGCACUUAAGCUCUGUAACAUCCCCCUGGAGGAUCUGACUAACUACAAGAUGAACUACGUGGCUCAUCCCUUGGAAAAGCGCUUCAUGCAUGAGCCAGAAAAGUUCAGACCCAGUGAAAUACCCUUUGAGAACCUCACCACUCACAGAGAUUGCUUUCGGGGCCUCAUGGGGGAGCCAGCAAAGAGUUUGAAACCUCCUGGUCGGCCCAGUGGACUGGCUGUACCUUUCUCUAACACCACUGAAUUUCGAGAUAAGUUUCAGGCUUGGCCAACAACCCAGAUCUCUGUCAAAGCUCCAGCCAACUAUGUCCCUCCUGAAGAAAAAAUGGACUUUUUGACAACAGUUCAGGCCCAUUAUACAUUCCCUAAGGGUGCUCCAGCUCAGUCUUGCCGACCAGUACUCUCCGUCAUGAAGAGUGACCAAUUUGAAAGUUCCACUACCACCAAGGAAGAUUACAAACCAUGGGUCACCAAGCGUCCAGAGCCCAUCAAGCCCAUUCCUCAUAUGAAUGUUCCCAAUGAACCCAUGGAUAGUUUGACCACCUCACGGGCCCACUAUGUGCCUCACCCACUUAUUUGCACUAAAAGCUGUAGGCCUACAUGGCGUGACCCCAAAGUUAAUAUCCCUCUGGAGGGAAAGACCACAUAUACUACCAGCUUCACCCCUAAGGAAAUAUAUAGGUGCUUGGCUUCAUACCCUGAGCCUCCUGGCUACAUCUUUGAGGAAAUAGAUCCUUCAGGACAUAGGCUGUAUAGGUCUAUUUCCAGGCCUUCCUCUCGGCGGAACAGUUAUCUUUUGGAAGGUGAUUCAAAAAACCCCAAUCAGCAGGAGUUGGCAGUGUCAACCUGA